UGUUAUGAUCAAAUUUUAAAAAAUGACAGCUUAAUCAGCUGUGCUCGUCAUUCAUUCACAGCUGUGCGUCAUUCAUGUAAAUAAAUAGCUUCAAACGCUUGAUUGUUGUUUUGUAAGUUAACUUUAUUUUGUUGUGAGUGAUUUUAUGUACACAACAUUACAACAUGAUUCCAUUCAAAUCAAGAUAAUUGUUCUAAUCUAAUCAAGUGUCACUUUUGUUUGCCUUUUAGAAUUAUAACCUCUAAUUUAAUCUAAGUCUAAUUUUAAUGAGUGGAUUUGUAACAUUAUUAUUUUGAACAAGUUCAUCGCCAUCAACAGAAGAAAAGAACAAAAUGUCCCAUUUAAAUACGGUUUAUUUAGUGGUUGGAGGUGGUAUAGCUGGAGUGACUUGUGUUGAAUCUUUAGCUAUUUUACAUCCAGAGGAAAGUCUAGUCCUGAUAACUGCAUCAUCCCUGGUAAAAAAUGUCAGCAAUGUGAGUUUUUUCGCCAAGACGAUAGUCAAGUUUGACGUUAAUGAAACUGAGGCAAGUUCUCUCCAAAAGAUUCAUCCAAACUUAAGAAUUGUGUAUGAUUCUCUCAAGCAAAUAGACACCAAAAAUAAAAUAGCAAUUACUGAUGGUGGUGUAGAAGUGAGAUAUAAUGUAAUAUGCAUUUGUACUGGUGGUAUACCAAGACUUAUAUCAGAUUCAAGUAAAUCUAAGAGAAUAUUAGGCAUAAGAGAUACUGAAUCUGUGCAAGAAUUUCAAGAAAGGUUAAAACAUGGCAGACGUAUGGUUAUUGUUGGUAAUGGCGGUAUUGCAUCAGAAAUAGUGCAUGCUACUAGAGGUAUCCAAAAAAUUUGGGUGAUAAGAGAUGAUUACAUUUCUGCUACUUUUGUAGACCCAGGAGCUGCAGAAUUUUUCCAAGAUUCCUUCAAACAUACAGCGACUGAAGAUGGCACUAAUAAAAAUACAAUUUUACGUCGUCAUGUGUUUACAGAAGAAGACACUGUAGUUUCGCUUAACAAAAAUCUCAAAUCAGCUGCAUUGGGCCCAGAUUGGUAUAGAAAACUAGAAAAUAUAAGGAAUGACCAUGGAGAACAAGAAUUAGAAAUUAUUUACAAAGUAGAAGUUAAAUCUGUACUUGAAAAUGAUUCAGAAUAUCCUUUAAGAAUAGAGCUUACCAAUGGGAAAGUCAUAGAUUGUGAUUUUGUUAUAUCAGCUACAGGGGUUGAGCCAACUGUAAAUUUUACAUGGGAUCAGGAGCCUCAAAAGGGUCCAGAUGGAGGUUUAUCUGUUAAUGAAUUCCAAGAAACUACUGUGCGAGAUGUGUUUGCUGCUGGUGAUGUAGCAUAUGCUGCGUGGGAGCAUGCUCCUCAUUGGUUCCAAUUGAGGCUAUGGACACAAGCGAGAAAUAUGGCUGGAAUGGCAGCAAAGGCAAUGCAUGCUAGAAUCACCAACCAAGAAGUUCUACAAGACUUUUGCUUCGAGCUAUUUACACAUUGUACCAGUUUAUUUGGAUACCGAGUUGUAUUAUUAGGAAAAUAUAAUGGACAGGGAUUAGGAAAUGAUUAUGAAAUUUUACUAAGGUAUACACCCCGAGUAGAGUACAUUAAGUUUGUUCUUCAGAAUGGAAGAUUACAAGGAGCAAUAUUAAUUGGUGAAACUGAUUUAGAAGAGAUGUGUGAAAACUUAAUUCUUGAUCAAAUAGAUUUGACACCAUUUGGUGACGAUAUUUUAAACCCUGACAUAGAUAUUGAUGAUUAUUUCGAUUGAGGUCUUUUCUGUUAACUUUGUAUUAAAAACUAAAUGCAAAGAUGCCUAUUCGUUUCAUUUUAUGUGCAAUGAAAAUAUUAUCAAGCUUUUCCUAUAAUAUAAAUUCCCUGCUAUAAUGGUAUUGCAUUAUACACAGUAAGUAAAUUC
Messenger RNA from Ostrinia furnacalis (Asian corn borer), 1901 nucleotides. RefSeq names its product pyridine nucleotide-disulfide oxidoreductase domain 1 (gene Pyroxd1). The transcript has a single exon. NCBI's taxonomy places the organism in Eukaryota, Metazoa, Arthropoda, Insecta, Lepidoptera, Crambidae. The coding region runs from base 333 to 1754 and encodes 473 amino acids. Gene Ontology annotation, molecular function: oxidoreductase activity. The record is from RefSeq and is a predicted model, not a curated record.